AUGACACCCCCGCGGCGGCGUCUAGCGGCAAUCCGUGCAUGCGAUCCCUGUCGGCGUCGAAAGGUCAAAUGCGAUGCGCUGGAAAUUUGUGCAAAUUGCCGGACUUCUGGGCUCGCAUGCCACUAUACGACACUCCCCAAAAAGCGGGGACCCAAAAGUGCCCAAAGGCCAUCAUCAGAAAGAUGGAACGCGGCGCCUGUAUUAGACAACAAUCUUCUGGAUUCGUUAUGGGGGAAUCCCAGUCCCGCAGGGAAUACAGCGAUUUCACCUCCCGGAGAGCAAGGAGACAUGCCAUUGUCACAAUUGGCUGGAAUCGAGGAGACUUCCGCAGCCCUGUCCGCACAGAACAUCAGGGAUCGCUUGCUACGCUCAAUGAGCUCUGUGGCACCCUCAUCGGUGCCAUUGAACAUUGUGGACCGCUGCAUCCAUCUUUACAUGCAGUACACGUUUCCCACGGCUCCGAUCGUGCAUGAGCCCACUCUGCGGGAGUAUGCGACCACCUUCUUUUCUGGUGCCAGCACGAGGCUAUUCGCCGCGCUCACAACCGAAGAGGAGGUGGCGCAUAUGCGGGCGUUUGCCCUUCUAAGUGGAUUAUGCGCGUCGGUCGCGUCGGUAAUACCAAUCUCCCUAUUACCGUAUCGGCAUUUGAUCGCGAAGCCAUGUCUUGAUGCAUCACGCGAAAUGCUGAGACUGUUUGAGGACUACGAUGUAGAGAACCCGAAUUCAUCUUCAAUCGUCACGCGCAUCUUUCAUACCACUGCCUUACAGAACAUCACCGGCAAAACGAGGUUGACUUACCACAUUCUUGGUCAAGCGGCGCUUUUCAUCACAAACAUGCGUCUUUAUAGGGAAGACGUUCUCCAAUCGCACGAUCCCCUUGAGGGCCAAUUGCUACGCCAUAUCUACUGGCAAAUAUAUGCAGCUGAUCAGGCAUCGUUGUGUUUGCGCAGUCGCCCCUUCCAUCUACAUCAGCUGCUAUAUAACGAGGAAUCAACCAUAUGCCCCCCAGGGAGAAAACCAGUCGUCCCUCAGUUCGAUACUACCACCGGGUGGUAUGACGUAGUGUUUGAGGAACGCAUGCUACUUUCCUUCCAUCUUAUCCCUCGUCUUUGGUCGACGGCAGCCGCGUUGGUGUCUGAUAUGAGGAAAUGCAAAAGAGAGGUAAGUGACGCCGAAAAGUCACGGUUUUCACAAGCAUACAUGGAAUUUUUGGGUAUCAUGGACGACCUUCCAUAUUGGCUACAGGCCUCUCAUCUGAUAUUCUCUCCCAAUGACGGGGAUGCGGUCCAGUUUCACAAGACAGCAUUUUGGGUUCAAAGGUGUACGAUUCAGGUAUCAUUCCAGUGUCUACGAUUGGUUAUUCUACAGCAGUGCAUUGGUUCUGAACUAUGCGAUAUCAUGGGGUUAAACAACCAGCCUGUGACCUUCCAAAUGACAAAAAUCGGGAUGAUUCAAGAUGUGGUUCAAACUCUGGAUGAUAUUCCAUUUGUCUUUUUGUUAGUGAAAGGAGAACCGACAGUCGAAAGAAUUCGUCUCGUCGGUAGUAUCCUUCUUGAGGUCCUGGAUCAAGUGGAGGACGGGCAUAUCCGAGUACGUGCGAACCAUUUAUUUACGCGUCUUCUAGAUAUUUUGUCCCGAUUUGAUUCAAAGUCGUCUGAUGUCCUGGUCGAGAUGAGGCAAUUGGGCGAGAAGACAGCCGAGUCGCGGCGGGACGAAACCCCCAAGUGA
This is a messenger RNA of Penicillium verhagenii, 1728 nucleotides long. RefSeq names its product transcription factor domain-containing protein. The coding region runs from base 1 to 1728 and encodes 575 amino acids. The record is from RefSeq and is a predicted model, not a curated record. The transcript has 3 exons. Gene Ontology annotation, molecular function: DNA-binding transcription factor activity, RNA polymerase II-specific; zinc ion binding. NCBI's taxonomy places the organism in Eukaryota, Fungi, Ascomycota, Eurotiomycetes, Eurotiales, Aspergillaceae. Gene Ontology annotation, biological process: regulation of DNA-templated transcription.